AAUCUACCUUAGAUUCACUCUUCUUUUUCUUAAGUAUUGUUUGAUUGGAUUCAGCAACAAAGAAAAAAGAAAAAAAACCAUUUUCUCUUACUUCCUGUCCUGCAUGCAGGCUGAUUCAGUGCGGUAAAACAGUAAAAAUCUCCCAUGUGGGUAACAGAGCUUGAUGAUUACUGUUUCACAGAGUGUUGCUGUAGAGAGAGAGAGGUGAUUAAAAAGAUGCAAUGGCUCACUUGUCACUGAAUGGAUAGCCCUGUUUGACUUUGGAGUUUGGCCUUCCUUGGAGACGACAGCGGCGCAGUUCUGCUUGGGCGAUGGAUUGGAAUGCGAACGCUUCGCUGCUGUGGGAUUGGGACAACCACGCGCCAUUUGGUGGGAAUUUCAAGCUGUCGGGCGGCGGCGGUGCUUCCUCUGGCUCUGAACUGGGGACUGGUUCCUCGUCCAAGAGCACCAUCUCUGCGUCCGUUGAUUCCUCGUCCAAAGCAGGAAAGGAACCUGAGUGGGUCACAAACCUGAAGAACCACGGCAAGAACCAACUUUUACCGGAGGCUGGUUCUUCCCUGGUUGCGGCGUCGGUGGCUGGAUUGGAGGAGUCACAAAUAGGGCUAAAGCUUGGUAAGAGAACCUACUUUGAGGAUGUUUCUGCCGAGAGCAGCGUGAAGAACCCUUUGUCAUCUUUGGAUUCUCCGGCGGCAUCGACUGCUCUGGUCAAGAAGCCGAGGGUGUCUCAUCAAAGUGCACAGAGUAGCUGCUGCCAAGUUGAAGGUUGUAACAUUGAUCUUAGUGGAGCCAAGGAUUAUCACCGGAAGCACAGGGUCUGUGAAACCCAUUCUAAAUGCCCCAAGGUCACUGUCGCGGGCCAGGAGCGCCGGUUUUGUCAGCAGUGUAGCAGGUUCCAUGAUUUGUCCGAGUUUGAUCAGAGAAAGAGAAGCUGCCGUAGACGUUUAUCCGAUCAUAAUGCACGGCGUCGCAAGCCACGACCCAACAUAAUCUCCUUCAGUUCAACAACUUUUCCUCCGUUGCUUUAUGAUAAUAAGCAUCAGAUGAACUACUUGUGGAAUAACGCUCCUUUUGGUCACAUGAAACCCAUGGCAAGCAGCAAAAGUGAAGGCUCUCAAACUUUCAAGCUCACACAAAUUAAAGCGCCAUGGAUGAAAUCAACAAAAGAAGUCAGCAUUGAUGGCCAGCUGCAUUUGCCAAACACUCAGCUAUCAAAUGGCUUCCCCGCACUUUAUCAUGAUGUUGACAAGCUCUUGCCACUGAAAGGCACUGCCACCGAAGUUCUAAAUCAAGUUACAGGUUCAGAGGCAUCUGCAGGAGCUUCGAACUUGGACAGAGCACCGGAUCUUCGGCGUGCUCUCUCUCUUCUGUCAACCAGUUCUUGGGCUUCUCCUGACCCCAGACAAACGCCCCCCGUCACUGAGUUCGUGGAUGCUAACUCCUCAAAUCACUGGAUCUACGGGCAGCCUCUAGCUCAACAAGCCCAACUGCUUCCAUUUAUCAUGCGCAGAUAUGACAACCAGCCCCAGGAGUUCCAGCUGCAAAAAAUCCCAUACCGGGAUGCUAUAUUCGAUCCUAGUCAGAUAUAUUGACCUCGAGAAGUCAAUCGACUGAUACUUGGAAUUUAGAUCGAUGGUUGGUCUUCUGUUCUUGACUUGUACUCUUGCCAAGACACAGCAGUUUCUUUUAACUUUCGUCUCAAGCUGCUGCUGCUGCAUGGUUGUGAAGGACAGCUAUAUGUGGUGUUCUCAUUUGUUAGGUGUUGGUGGAUCCAAGGACAUGAUCUGUAUAAUGUUCACUAGACUAUGAACUCUUGUGCCUUGUGAUGUACUUUCUCUCACAUUUGUUAUGGUACUCUUCAUUUAGCAAGAAUUCCUUGCAAUAUAUCUUUGCAUCAAUCUUGGUGAUACUGAUUCCAACUUUUGCUCAUGGAUGAAGAUAGUAUAUUUGUUCCACUUGAA
Messenger RNA from Musa acuminata subsp. malaccensis (wild Malaysian banana), 1958 nucleotides. The record is from RefSeq and is a predicted model, not a curated record. Lineage: Eukaryota; Viridiplantae; Streptophyta; Magnoliopsida; Zingiberales; Musaceae.